Molecule: messenger RNA, 1437 nt
Organism: Grammomys surdaster
Lineage: Eukaryota; Metazoa; Chordata; Mammalia; Rodentia; Muridae
Gene: Hapln2
Product: hyaluronan and proteoglycan link protein 2
Exons: 7
Coding region: 238-1263 (341 amino acids)
Biological process (GO): cell adhesion
Molecular function (GO): hyaluronic acid binding
Source: RefSeq, a predicted model, not a curated record
AGAAAAGAAAAGGACAGACAGACAGAAAGGGUCAGGGUCCUGAAGCAGCCGGACAUCCUGAAAGUCUGAUUCCCAUCUUGAAAGCCUCUUCCGAAAGGCCAUAUGUUGCCUGGCACAGAGGGCGCAGGACAGGAAGCUGCUGAGCACGGCUCCCUUUGCCGCUGAAGAGAGACCAUCUUGCAGUCCUAAGGAGUGACCUUCACCUGUGCCCUGCAGACAGUGCUUGCUGACACAACCAUGCCCAGCCGGAUCCCUCUUCCUGCAUUCUGCUGCUUCCUUCUCCCCUGGGCCUUCACCAGCUUUCACAAAGCCCUGGGCAACCCGGCCCCCCAUCCGAGUCCCCACUACCUCCUGCCCCCCAUCCACGAAGUCAUUCACUCUCGUCGUGGGGCCACGACCACACUGCCCUGCGUCCUGGGCACCUCGCCUCCCAGCUACAAAGUACGCUGGAGCAAAGUGGAGCCCGGGGAGCUCCGGGAAACGCUAAUCCUCAUCACCAACGGACUGCACGCCCGGGACUACGGGCUUCUGGGAGGGCGCGCCAGCUUGCGGAAGGGGCAUCGGCUGGAUGCCUCCCUGAUCAUCAAGAACGUACGUCUAGAGGAUGAGGGUCGGUACCGCUGCGAGCUCAUCAAUGGCAUCGAGGACGAGAGCGUGGCACUGACCCUGCGCUUGGAGGGUGUGGUGUUUCCGUACCAACCCAGCCGGGGCCGCUACCAGUUCAAUUACUUCGAGGCGAAGCAGGCGUGUGAGGAGCAGGACGGACGCCUGGCCACUUACGGCCAACUCUACCAGGCGUGGACCGAGGGGCUGGACUGGUGCAACGCCGGCUGGUUGCUCGAGGGCUCCGUGCGAUACCCUGUGCUCACCGCGCGGGCUCCGUGCGGCGGCCACGGGCGGCCAGGCAUCCGCAGCUACGGGCCCCGCGACCGCAGCCGCGACCGCUACGACGCCUUCUGCUUCACCUCGGCCCUGGCAGGCCAGGUGUUCUUCGUGCCCGGGCGGCUGACGCUGACCGAAGCCCACGCGGCUUGCCGGCGGCGCGGAGCUGUGGUAGCCAAGGUCGGGCACCUCUACGCCGCCUGGAAGUUCUCGGGGCUGGAUCGGUGCGACGGAGGCUGGCUGGCGGACGGCAGCGUUCGCUUCCCCAUCACCACGCCGCGGCCGCGCUGCGGGGGUCUCCCUGACCCCGGGGUGCGCAGCUUCGGCUUCCCCCGGCCCCAGCAGGCGGCCUACGGGACCUACUGCUAUGCGGAGAAGUAGGAGUGCACUGCCCUGCCACGCGCGACAGAGUGGCGGGUCCCCUCUGGACAGAUGAAGGCCAAGCCCCCACACCUGCCUUCCCAGGCCAGCGCGGUGCUCCAGGCUCCUGGGUAAAAGGGCGUCCUGAGCAUUAAAUGACCAAUAAAAUAACAUGGCACCUUUUUUGUUCGAUAA